Molecule: messenger RNA, 3513 nt
Organism: Corylus avellana
Lineage: Eukaryota; Viridiplantae; Streptophyta; Magnoliopsida; Fagales; Betulaceae
Product: pentatricopeptide repeat-containing protein At2g13600
Biological process (GO): RNA modification
Molecular function (GO): protein binding; RNA binding
Source: RefSeq, a predicted model, not a curated record
UUCGCUUUCUGUUUGUAAAUUUUCCCACAACCCCAACACCCCCAACGCCCCCGUCGCUCUCGCAGAAGCAAAAGCCACUCCCAUGCACCAUGCAUGAAGAGACUCAGACGAUCCAUCAAAACCCUACUCACCAACGGUCUCUUCUCACAAGCCCUCAAAGCCUCAACCGUCUCUCUUCCCAACCCGCACCUUACAGACCAAACCUACGCCCUCUUCAUCAAGUCCGGCCACUCCCUCGACCCCUUCCUCUCCACCACUCUCAUCUCCCACUUGUCCAAGCUCGGAGAUUUCUCUCGCGCUACCAAAUUUCUUUUUGACACCCAGAAACCCGAUAAUGUCGCCUUCAACGCCCUCAUUUCUGGAUUCGUCCGGUUUCGCCGACCCGGGCCCGUUUUCGAGCUCUUUCACACGUUAAGGCAUAUGGGUCUGAGACCUGAUGUGUUUACUUUGAGCUCUUUGGUGAAAGCGUGUGAGAGUUUGGAGGAAAACGAAGCUGCCCAUGGGGUUUGUUUGAGAAUGGGAUUUGGGUCGGCUGCGUAUUUGGUGAGUGGAUUUGUUGAGAAUUAUGCGAGAGCUGGGGAUGUUGAAAAGGCUGAGAAGUGUUUUGGGGAGUGUUUGGAAGUGGACAAUGUGGUUUGGACGGCAAUGGUUUGUGGGUAUGUGUGGAAUGGGGAAUUUGAGAGGAGUAAGGAGGUUUUUGUGGAGAUGAGGGGUUUGGGUAUGGAGCUAAAUGAGUUUUGCUUCACUGGGGUGCUUGGUGCAUUGUUUGAUGUCAGAGAGGGGGAACAGGUUCAUGGGAUUGGUGUUAAGAUGGGUUUGUUAUGUAGUGGAUCGAUCCAUUUGAAUAAUGCAAUUAUGAGCAUGUAUUGUAAGCGUGGGAAUAAGGUGGCUGCUGUUAGGGUGUUUGAUGAAAUUGCUGACCCAGAUGUUGUAUCUUGGACUGAGCGAAUUGGAGCUGCUUGUGAUGGUGUGGAGGCUUUUGAAUUGUUUAAAUUUUUGCAUUCUGGAGAUUUGGAGAUGAAUGAAUAUACAAUGAUCAAUGUUUUGUCUGCCAUUGCUGGCCCUAGGCUGUUAAGUUCUGGCAGGCAAGUCCAAGCACUUUGUCAAAAGGUGGGGUUUUUGCAGGUGAUUUGUGUUAGCAAUGCAUUGGUAUCAAUGUAUGGGAAGUGGGGUCGAAUGGAUGAUGCUAGGCGCAUUUUUGAUGAUAUGCUUUGUCGAGAUUCUGUUUCUUGGAAUUCUCUGAUUGCUGGGUCCUCUGAGAAUGGAUUUUGUGGUCAGGCUCUUGAGUUGCUCUCUAAGAUGCGUGAUCUUUCAAUACAGCCAAAUGAAUAUACUCUGGCUAGCAUUCUGGAAGUGGCUGCCAGCUCAUAUUCUGUAAAGCAAGUGAUGCAAGUCCAUUCACAUAUGAUUAAAUGUGGCUUCAUGUUGGAUGAUUCUAUGGUGUCUUGCUUGAUAACAACAUAUGGGAAAUGCGGCGGGGUUGAUGAAUCAAAAGAGGUAUUCUCUAAGAUUGAUAAGAUCAAUGUGGUGCACCUCAAUGCAAUGGCUACUACCUUUGUUAACACCGGGUGUCAUGCCGAUGCUCUAACAUUGUUCCACACCUCAAGAAGCUCAUACCUUGAGGUGGACAGUAUAAUUUUCAGUAUUGUCCUUAAAGCUUGCGGUAUUAUGACCGAUUUGGUACACGGAAGAGUAAUCCACUCCCUGUGUCUUAAAUUUGGAGUUGAUCAGGAUAGUUUCGUUGAAAGCACUAUUAUUGACAUGUACUGUAAGUGUGGAAGCAUAGGUGAUGCAGAGAAGGCUUUCAGGGUUAUAUCUAAAGACAAUUUGGCUGCUUGGAAUGCUAUGAUAAUGGGAUAUGCUCAACAUGGUUGUUUUCAUGAAGUUUCCGAGAUUUUUGAUAAGAUGUGCAAAUUUGGAGUAGAACCUGAUGAGAUUACUUUUCUUGGAGUUCUUACUUCAUGCUGUCAUGCAGGGCUGGUGAGAGAAGCAUGGGCUUACUUAAACUCUAUGUUUCAACGUCAUGGAAUAAUCCCGCAUUUAGAACACUAUGCCUGCAUGGUUGACCUGCUUGGUCGAGUUGGACUCCUAGAAGAUGCAAUGAGGACAAUAGAUCAAAUGCCUAUUCACCCUGAUGCUCAUAUAUGGCAGAUUCUUCUAUCAGCCUGCAACGUCCAUGGAAAUGUUGCUCUGGGGAAUUUCGCAGCCAAAAAACUUCUUGAGCUGCAGCCUGGAAAUGAAUCUGCCUAUAUUCUUCUGUCAAACCUCUAUGCUUCUGCUCGUAUGUGGAAUGCUGUUGGGAAAUUGAGGAAGGAAAUGAAAGAAAAUGUAAUUCGCAAAGAACCUGGUUAUAGUUGGAUUCAAAUUGGAGGAUCCAUGCAUUACCUUUUUGCUGGCGACACAUCACAUCCUGAGAGUAAAGAAAUAUAUACGGAGCUAAUGAGGCUGUAUGAGCAUAUACUAGUGUCACCAGGACUGGAACAAAAUGAUGUUUUUCGAAUGGAAAUAUUAGCUAUGAAGUAGAGGAAUUCAAGUUUGAUUUUUACCUCAAUUAACUAUGGGGUUUCUGUGUUUCCAGAACUCAUCAACUUUUGUACCUGUCAAAUCUAAUCAGGUUGGUGUAUGAAAUCCACUCGAUAGUAUGUUACAUUCGGUAUCAGAAAAUUCCUCUGGCUAGCAAAGGGAGGCACAAGUCUGAAAAUGCCAUAAAUUAGGCUGUGCAGCUGAGCAUUCAAGGUCUCGCUCCUAGGUUUUCCUGCAGGAGUGUUGGCGAUCUGAAGAGGCUUUAGAGAGCACAGAGACUAUCGAAUGGAAUGCAUGUGCUGCUAUCCUUGACUUUAUCUGCCCCCUUUUUGGAAGAGGCAUUUUGUCCCCCAAACUUUUGGUGAUUGCAGUAGCGGGAGCAUUACUGACCCUGUUGCUCAUUGUGUAAACAAAGGCGAUUUCUCCUUCUUCCUUGAAGAUAUUCUUGUUUGAUAAAUUUUGGGUAUGAUCCAAUUUGCAUUGGUGAUGAGUUUAUAUAGCACAACAUCUACCCACUAUAAUACCAGUGUCUGGGGGUGAUUUGAUCUGGGUGAAUGAAGCUAGAAACAGCCUUUGCAGACUGGUGGGGGUUGGGGUGCAUGCCAGCGAGAUUGUCUGGCUGUCCAAGAUUCCUUUCAACUCAGCUCGAGACAACCUGAAAUCAUAGUAGGAUGGUUUUGAGCACGAUGGUUUUGAGCACGAUGGUUUUGAGCCGGUCUCAUCAUAAACACGUGUGGGUUCAAGACAUAUCAAGAAGCUCCCUUGUUGACCUUGGGGCUGGUUUCUGGAUUUCUUUAGUCAAUAAGGGAGAUCUCAUUGGAAAUGUCAAGCACACUCGUGCAUUGGGAUGAUGAUGAUGCUGACGGUUGUGAUGACCAUUAUACUCUUUAAAAUUUCCCCACGUAGUUCUUUUGUUAUGGAAAGUUGCAUAAAAUUUGCGUGUUUUUUGCUCAUUUCACUCUGGAAACCAAUACUACUGCUAGAAUUGAA